Messenger RNA from Centropristis striata (black sea bass), 2354 nucleotides. It is a transcript of the gene c14h6orf136, whose product is annotated as chromosome 14 C6orf136 homolog. The record is from RefSeq and is a predicted model, not a curated record. Lineage: Eukaryota; Metazoa; Chordata; Actinopteri; Perciformes; Serranidae. The coding region runs from base 344 to 1627 and encodes 427 amino acids. The transcript is spliced from 7 exons.
ACUACGACAACAGGCAGCGCGAGGCGUGUUUGGCUCUGCAAGGACACACAGGGCUGUAAUGACAUUAGUGUAAGUUAGCUAGCUUAAUAAAUAGUUUGUAACUUGUUACUAACGUUGCUCUGUCCAUGACUGUUGCUUGACCUGGAGAACAACUGCAUUUAGACUGACUCUGACGGGUUUUGCUUGUAAAAGGUCUUUUUCUUUUUUUUGGUCUCAGGUUUGUCGAGGUAGAGAGCCUGCUGUAGUUGGGAUCAUCCGGUCACAAGGUCCUAAGGUGUCAGUCUGUGUGUCUUUGCUGGUGAUGGUCAGCUGGUAACUGGGCUUGUCCCUGCCCCUGUGGUGAAUGGCUUUGAGCAGAGGCGGCGUCACCUUCUGGGUGGGUUGUGUCCGCAGCCAAGGCAGAAGGCAAGCCAUCAGAAAACAGAGCUGGAAUCUCAGUCAGGCAGUCGACUGGCAAUCCAUCCGUAAGACACGCCCCCUGAGCUGUGCAACAUGGGCCCUGGUGCCCCCCAACAGCUUGAGAUAUCACAACAUUAAGCAGCCAGCGUUGUCCCACCCAUUCCACCAUGCUAGCCAGCCUCAGACAGGAGGUUACUAUGAGGAAGACUGGGAGGACUCGCUCAGCGUGUGUGUGCUGGUGCGACAGAGCGAGUCAGACGGCCUCCACACCCUGCUGGAGUUCCCUCUGUUUGGAGACAUUAAAAAAGGGGAGCUCCUCACUCGGGAGGCUCACAAGUCCUCUGAGUUCUACUUCCCGUUGACCACAGUGGACGGCAGCAGAGAAGAUGACAUCAGCGUUUACAGCUUCAAGAGAGACAGUGUUGAUGCUGUAAAAAGAGAACAUGGUUGUUUCAAAAGCCUGUUUGAAGCAGAGAGGUGUCCUGCACCGUUUAUGUACGGCUCUCAGUUUUAUUGUUUUCAUUGCCCAGGCAAAGAGCCGAUACCUGGCAGUGGGCUAAAAUCUAGGCACGAUACUGGACUUGACAUCAGAUAUGUGGGGCUUCCUUUGCCGCCUCCCAUCUCUCUGUGUAGCCAUGCAGACGGAGCAAAGAAGGACCAUACUGAAGGAUAUAGUGAAGACGAGGAGAAAAUGGCCCUGAUGUAUGAAAGACUGAGAAUUGAGCUUCCAAGUUUUUUUGUGAAGAACCAUGAUUACUCCAUGUACUCAAGAGAUUUGGAAUUCGUCAAUGGCCUCAUCAAUACCAAGACCAGAGGCCGUGUGGUGUACCAGCUCACCCUCUCCCUGUGGCGCCUCCUAUGUCUAUGUUACUACGCCAACGCUCGGCUGGAGGUGCUGAAGCUCACUAAGCACAUGGAGGACGGGACCAUUAAGGCACGCUGGAGGGUCAGGGGCCUCCCCUUAUAUUCUCUUCUGCUGCGCUUCUAUCGCAAAGACAAAUCUCACCUGUACAGGUCAUAUGAUGCAUUCUCUACUUUCUACAUUGGAAAGGAUGGACUCAUUCACUGUCAUAAAGUUGAAAAGGUGAUGCCCGACCAACCCCCUGUCCUGCCCAGACUAACUACUGUCCUGGCUGGGGCUCUGGUGGCCAUGGGAGUGCAGGAGCAUCGGCCUACUCUCAACCUGCUGCCACUCCUUCUGUCCUCACUGCUACAGAGCAAAAACUGACCCCAGGAUGACGAUUAGAGGAACAAUGGACAGAAGACUCAACAGUGUGUCCAAGGUCCAUGUGACUCUUAGCAUUCUCAAUAUAGGAACACAUUAUCGUCUUGCAAGGUUUCCCCUAAAUUAAAUACACUGUCAAGAGAUUACACUGCUUUGCCUUUUUUCCAUUUUAAUUUAGCUGUUAUGUGUAAUAAUGACAAUGGUUAACCUGAAUACUAGAACCAGUUUGUCCAGUACAGGCGUCACAUGGCUGUCAUCCCUACCAGCCAGCAGAAAAACUGCUACAUAAAACCCAGUCCCCCUGGCAUUGGUUGGCAGAUGCAACAAUUUGAAAUUUGUGAAUGUAAAACACAGUUAAACACAUUUUUAAUCUGAAUACCUUUAAAUAGACAAAAAUCCAGCAUCAGAACAUCCUUUGUGAUGACAGAAAUCUAAAAGAUGCAGGUUCUGAAGACAAGACGUGCAACAUUGCAAAAGGCUAUAGUUAGAUGUCUUCUCAAGCUAUUGCAAAACACAAACAAAUCUGGACUUUAAUAUCAACAGUAGUCUGUAUGUUAAAAGAAAAUUUGGGUAUAUUUGUUAACUUAUUGUCAUAAUUGUGUCCAUUCCAACUGUGUCAUACUAACUUGCACUCACCACCUUUGCUAUGGGGUAUAUGGCAUCCAGAUAAAUAAGGUAUAUUCUUGACUCCUAAAGCCUUUCAAAUAAACCUCUAUUCAAACAAAAAUAA